Xiphias gladius (swordfish) is the source of this 3427-nucleotide messenger RNA. RefSeq names its product CCN family member 1. The coding region runs from base 174 to 1364 and encodes 396 amino acids. The record is from RefSeq and is a predicted model, not a curated record. Gene Ontology annotation, biological process: signal transduction. The transcript has 6 exons. Gene Ontology annotation, molecular function: protein binding. Lineage: Eukaryota; Metazoa; Chordata; Actinopteri; Istiophoriformes; Xiphiidae. Gene Ontology annotation, cellular component: extracellular region.
AUUUGAGGAUCGUCCUGAAAGUCGGAUUAAAUCCUUGUGAACAAAAACUAUUGUUUUUGAGCCGUAGCAGGAUUUAUUUUUCUGCGAUAUGAGGUGCUCUUUUUUUUUGUUUUUUGUUUUUUUUUAGCAUUUUCUUAAUAUUUUCUCUUCUUCUAUGUGAAUGAUCUCACACCAUGGGGAUACUGCUAUUAUUUGCUGUCAUGCAAGUCGCGGUAGUCGGCUUGGUGACUGCAGGCUGCCCAGUGGUUUGUGUGUGUCCAGCAGGGCCCCCGUCCUGUUCCCCAGGGGUCAGCUCAGUCCCGGACGGCUGUGGCUGCUGCAAAGUGUGCGCUGCCCAACUCAACCAGGAUUGCCAUGAAGGACGGCCCUGUGACCACCAUAAAGGCCUGGAGUGCAACUAUGGCAACGAUGUGGGCCGUACCCAUGGCAUCUGCAGGGCAAAGGCAGAGGGCCGCUCCUGUGAAUACAACGGGCGGAUUUAUCAAAAUGGAGAGAAUUUCCGCGCUGGUUGCAAGCACCAGUGCACCUGUAUCGAUGGAGCAGUGGGCUGUGUGCCCCUUUGCCCCAGCCAUGUGCCCCUGGCAUCCCCCUCCUGUCCAGCCCCACAGCUGGUCAAGGUGCCAGGUCAAUGCUGCCUCAGCAUUGACUGCAACAAGGGAACCACCUUUGUGCCCCCAGUGCACCGGCGACCGCAACCUCCGGCUUACCCACCUUACCCCUUCAUUCCAUACCCAGCCUACCGCUACCCCAAGCCUUAUCCAAAACCAUACCAGAAGCUAUACCCCUAUAAACCAAAAAAGGAGAAGGAAACCAUGGGCAAUGAGCUGGUGGAGGUGGGGCACAAGUGGGACAAGCCACGUGGAAACAAACACCUGGCGGCCUGGAGGCAGAUGGGAGAUCAGUGUGUGAUUCAGACUACUUCCUGGUCUCAGUGUUCUCGGAGCUGUGGGAUGGGCGUUUCCUCUCGUGUUACUAAUGACAAUGCCCGCUGUAAGCUGAUCAAGGAGACGCGUCUGUGCAACAUUCGGCCCUGCAGCUCCAUGUCUAUCCCCGUCAAGAAAGGAAGGAAGUGCUCUCGUACACAUAAGGCCCCUGAGCCACACCGUCUGUCCUAUGCUAGCUGCAGGAGCACUCGCCUGUACAGACCCAACUACUGUGGUGUAUGCAGGGAUGGCCGUUGCUGCUCGCCCCGUCGCACACGUACUGCCGGCGUGACCUUUGCCUGCCCUGAUGGCGAACGCUUCAGCAGACAUGAUGACACAGUGGCCUGUCACCAGGGAAGGCAGUGCAGCUAUGUUUGGAGCAUCAGCGCAGCUGAAAGGGGAACUGAGAGGGACAAAACAGCUGAGAGCUGUCAACCAUGAGAGCGAGAGGAGGACUCCCACUGAUCUGGAGCUUGACCCUGGGUUCGCAUCAGAGGUCACAGCAGUUAGAAAGACGUAUCUAAUGCUGGAUGAUGAAGGCUACAGGAGAAGAGGAGGUAUGUACUGGAAAAAGACAGAGUUUAACCUGAUGGGUUAAGGCCUUGAAGUGGGGAAUAUAUCAAAGGUUGUUUACACAGCUGGACUCAUCACUUGCCUUGCCUCCACAAGAAACUGACAUUUAGCAAGCACAAUAAGAACAAGCCUGGGAUUCUGGCUUCAGGAAGUCAACUGCCUAAUUUUCUGCAAAUUACAAUCCUGACUCUGACGUGCAGUGAGAGAAAAUCAGCUACUCUCUGGUUUACUAUAAAAAUAAAAUAGAAAACUGUGUGUGCUGAGGUAAACAUGUAAUUAGUGACCAGUGGGUAGAACCGCUCUGGUGCCCAAUCUGGUCUGUAAUCGAGCAACAAGCCCGCUCACUGAAACAAAACAUUAACUCAUGCGUCUUUGUGUUUAAGUGGUGUCUGUUUCUGAGAAAUGCUGUUGAAGGCUGUGUGGUCAGUUGACGUCACUGUUGGAGAGAGAGGAGCUAUGGUCGUGCAGAAGACGGUGCCAGAGCUGCCAGAUGUCGAUAAGAACUUAUUUCUAAGGACAUUUCUAAACACAAGACUGAAGGAGAGGAAUUCUGUAUUAUUCUCUCAUUUUCGUGACUGAGACCCUUUAUAAUGACUGAAGAACAAUAGCAUCUUCCUUAACUGGUAGUUGGCUUAAAGUUCACGCACCUUACAACAGCCUUGAUUCACGACCUGAACUUAUAGGCCUAUCUUAAGCGAAUGUAAUGCAGAGGGAUUGGGAGGUCAUUUCAAACAGACUUCUAUUUUUACUGCAUACAUAUUUUAAAAUGGUGAUUCUAAAUCAUUUGAAGCACUAUUUUAUUAUAUUUUAUUAUUUCAAACAUUUUUUUUUUUUGCUAUUGUGCCAUAAGAUAUUGGCUUAGAAGUUUUGCAGUUUUCUGUGAAACUGGAGGUCAUUUGUAUUUUCUACUAUCUCUUGGCUACAUUAGGCUUUCGUAGUUAAGAGACUGCUGCCUCUAAUACUUACAAACUUGUUUGGGUUUUUUUUUUUUUUUUUACCUUUACAGGUGAUUAAAAAAAUGUGUUUGGUAUUUGCCAUUGCUAUUUGCCUAUGUAGAUGCUGUGGUUUUUGUAAUGUACGUCUAGUUUUGUUAAAGGACACUAUAGAGCAGCUAUGUACAGAUGCAUUGUUACCUUCUUUGUAGUUCUAUCUGCUGUAAAAGGGCCGAUCCUUUUACCGAGUUAUACAGAAAUAGUCCAUGUAUACUUUAGCACUGAACAAGACAGGGUUCAGAUCCUUUAUGAGCAUUAAGUGCCAAUUUAAAAGGAUUAUGAAUGUCUACUAGUGAACAUUAAUACCAUCUGUAAUAAGAGUCAUGCUUUGUAAGAUUGUAUAUUAAAAAAAAGAAGGCAAAAAAGAAGGCAAAACACAUUUACUAUGUUCCUCACAAAUUCUUCUCUGGUUGCUUUACACACAUUUAAAUGAGUUCCUUUGCAUUUUUGAAUAAAGAAAUUUUCACUCACUGUACUUUGUGGGGAACACACAAAAUGAUGUUUGUUUAUGAGGCAUAAUGUUCAUGAUUGUCACCAUUUUAAUUUAGCAUGUUAGCACACUCAUACUUAAGGAUUAGCACUAAACACAAAGUUCAGCUAAGGCUGACGGGAAUGUCAUUACUUUGCAGUUAUUAGGUCAUGAACCAAAGUAUUGGACAAAUUAAAAUUUCAACCUCACAGUGACAUUCAACAAAAUGUCAGGAUCACCAAAGUCAGCUGGACUCUCUAGUGGACUGACCAAUACAGCCAUUCCUACUGCCAUUUCGCUAGCAUGGCUAAAAAUGAUCAUUGAACACCAAACCGCUAUCAGGCUGCUUGUAGUGAAACUGUCAUUGAUUUUUGCUAGAUCCUCAUGAGGUUUUUGCUACUUUAACAGGAAUACAUACAAUUAAUGACAUUCUGUCAUUGUAGUUUUGUGUGUGAAGUGUUUAAUACCUA